This is a messenger RNA of Lutra lutra (Eurasian river otter), 2070 nucleotides long. It is a transcript of the gene EZHIP, whose product is annotated as EZH inhibitory protein. The record is from RefSeq and is a predicted model, not a curated record. The transcript has 2 exons. Lineage: Eukaryota; Metazoa; Chordata; Mammalia; Carnivora; Mustelidae. The coding region runs from base 1 to 2070 and encodes 689 amino acids. Gene Ontology annotation, cellular component: nucleus.
AUGGAUGUGUUUGAAAGGGACUCUUCCCAAAAGCCUCCAGAAAGGGACACAGCAAGUCCACUGCCAUCUCACCCUGUGAGACCCGAGCGGGAAAGCCAGUCACACUGGGCAAAGGUUUUUGACCUGCACAACUAUGAGAGUCACGUGACAACUGACCGACCAAUCAGAAGCGAAAAUCCAAGCAGGGUACGCCCAUCCUCCUCACUCCUUCCCCCGGAGUUCUACUCAGGCGGCGUCUGCAGCCACGCUCUCACGUCUCUGAGAAGAGAAUCUAGCAUUAUGGCCACUCCAUCGUCCGACAAGAAGGCGCAGAAGCAACUGCAGGGUGAGGUGCCCAUAGGGCCGAAGAACGAGGUUGCCUCUGCCCCUGGCGAUGCCCAUAGGGUCAGCAACCCCGAUCCUGGUGCCUCCGUCCCCUCGGUCUCGAGCGGUCUUUCUUCAUCGGGUGGUGGCGCCCCACACAGCGGCACAGCAGGUUCCUCUGCCUCCGCCCUGGCUGCCGUCGGCGCCAUUUCGAUCAAUGGCGAGGGCGCGGAUCUGCCCUCCACGGCCCGUGUGCAGGCGAGGGAGCGUGCCGACCUCCAGGGCGGCCGCAGUCCCCACGCUGAGCUGAGAUGUGUGGUGCCCGGAGCGGGCCAAGGUCUCCAGGCCUCACACGCAGGUGGCGUGGGCGCCGUGGUGCAAGCCAUGAGGGGAGUUGGCCAGGCCAGCGGGCCUCCGACCCUGCCCACGAGCCUGGGGAAAGGCCGUGGGAGGAAGCAGCUCGGCCGCAAGGAGACUGCCCAGGUUCAGAAGCCUCCAGGGCGUCGCUGUCUGUUUCCUGGGCUUCUUGCACCUCAGUGCCCCGUGCCUUCGCCGCCAUCUUCUCCGGGGUCUCAGCCCAGCGGCCGUCGCCGUUCUCGGGCUUCUCCGUGGGGUCAGGCAGCCCAGCCAGGCCCUGCCCUCCGAAGUCAGGCCCGAGCACCAGGCCCAGCUCUCCGCAGUCAAGCAGCCAGGCCAGGCCUCGCCCUCAACAGCCGCGCCACCCCGCUAGGCACUGCCUUCAGUGGUCAUGCUUCCGGGUUGGUCUCUGCUCUUGGCAGCCGUACAUCGGCACCAGGCCCUUCUCGUCGCCGUGGUGCACCCGCGCCAGGCCCUGUUCAUCGCCCCAGUGCUUCCGCGUCAGGCCCUGCUCUCCAGCGUCGCCGUGCAUCCGCGCCAGGCCCUGCUGUCCCUCGCCGCCAUGUGCCUGCGUCAGGCCCAGCUCUCCGCAGCCGCCGCCGUGCUUCCGCGCCGGGCCCAGCUCUCCGCAGCCACACAUCCGCGCCGGGUCCUGCUUACCGCAACUGUGCAGCUGCUCCAGGUCCUGCUUACCACAACCGUGCUUCCAGUCGCCGUGCAUCUGGGCCAGGCCGUGCUCUCAAUAACCACGCCAGCCCACCAGGCCCUGCUCUCCGCAGCCGUGCAUCGGGGUCAGGCCCUGACCUCCAAGGCCGAGCCAAGCCGAUAGGCCCUGCCCUCCGCAAUGGCUGCUCGACUUUGGGCUUUGUCCUUCGGAGCCGCACAAUCGAAAGGUCAUCCCCUAGAAGCCGGGCCUCUCUACCUGUGCCUACUAGCCUGAGUCCUCCUUCUUCCCCUGGGGUAGCCUUACGAAGGCUGGUCUGCCAGAGCAGCUCAAGCUCUCCUAAUCCUGAGGUCCCAAGCGUUGAUGCCCAGCCCCGUUGGCAUGCAGUCCGUAUGCGUGCCUCAUCUCCCUCUCCUCCUGGUAGGCUCUUUCCUUUCCCUGAACAGCUGUGUGGUGAAAGCUCCUCCUCUUCCUCUUCUGCCUCCUCCUCCAGGUCUCCUGGCCAGAGCCCCUCCUCUUCCUCCUCCUCUUCCUCUUCCUCUUCUUCCUACUCUUCCUCCACUAAUUUUUCUGGCCAGAGCACUUCUUCCCCUAAGUUUAGUGGUUUGGGCUCCAUCUCCACUCCUAGUCCUGCGAGCCUGAGGCGUGCUUUGCUGCCAGAGCUUGAUGCCCUGAGCCCUCUCUCUCCAGGAGAGGAGGCUGAAACAGGGAGCAUGCCUUCCUCCCCUAUACCUCCAGUGGUGUGA